Engraulis encrasicolus (European anchovy) is the source of this 4196-nucleotide messenger RNA. It is a transcript of the gene atp8b5b, whose product is annotated as ATPase phospholipid transporting 8B5b. The record is from RefSeq and is a predicted model, not a curated record. Gene Ontology annotation, molecular function: magnesium ion binding; ATPase-coupled intramembrane lipid carrier activity; ATP binding. Gene Ontology annotation, biological process: Golgi organization; phospholipid translocation. Gene Ontology annotation, cellular component: plasma membrane; trans-Golgi network. The transcript has 28 exons. Bases 346 to 3936 code for a protein of 1196 amino acids. NCBI's taxonomy places the organism in Eukaryota, Metazoa, Chordata, Actinopteri, Clupeiformes, Engraulidae.
UGAAGGCAGCGGAACGGAUUACCUACUCCACACACUUCUGUUUUUUUUCUUUUUCCUUCUUCUCUUUCAAGCACCACUGUGUGUGUGUGUGAAAGAGUGUGUUCCUGGUUGUGUGUGUUUGAAUGUGAACUGAGUUUGUGUGUGUGAGUGUGAGAUUGUGCCAAGUUGUGAGUGUGUGUGUGUGUGCGCGCGUGUGUGUACUGAGUGUGUGUGAGUAAGUGGAAGUAAGUGUGUGCGUAGCGAGUGUGGUUUCUUGGAGAGGAAAUAGCCGGGGACUCGCAAUCCAGGGGAGUCACGAAACGAGCCGCGUUCUUCAGACAGAUGAUGGAUGUGUAAAGGGGAGAGAUGGGCUCUCUGUUGUCCUCGUUUGGAAUAGAGUGCGGAGGGGGGAAGGAGCUGGAGGAGGAGAGGCGUUUAAAGGCAAAUGACAGAGACUUUAACCUCCCUUAUAAGUAUGCGACUAAUGAGAUCAAGACGUCCAAAUACAACAUCCUCACCUUCCUGCCCCUCAACCUACUGGAACAGCUGCAGAGACUGGCCAACGCAUACUUCCUCUGCCUACUAUGUUUACAGGUGAUUCCGGCCAUCUCCUCUCUGUCCUGGUUCACUACUGUGGUUCCUCUGCUGCUGGUGCUCUCUAUGACGGCAGCCAAAGAUGCUACUGAUGACAUUAAUCGACACAAGAGCGAUCGGCAGGUGAACAAUCGCAAGGUGGAAGUGCUUGUGAAUGGCCAACUGAAGAGUGAGAAAUGGAGGAAUGUCCAAGUGGGUGACAUCAUCAAACUGGAGAAUAACCAGUUUGUCACGGCAGACCUGCUGCUCUUGUCCAGUAGUGAGCCCCUCAACCUGGUCUACAUCGAGACUGCCGAGCUGGACGGAGAAACGAACUUGAAGGUGAAGCAGGCUUUGACCUGCACAGGAGACUUGGGGGACAACAUUCAGGGACUCUCAGCGUUCAGAGGUGAGGUGCGCUGCGAGGCCCCCAACAACCGUCUGGAUAAGUUCACGGGCAACCUGGAGGUGGGGGGGCAGACGUACGCUCUGGACAACGACAAGAUACUGCUGAGGGGUUGCACACUCAGGAACACACAGUGGUGCUUUGGACUUGUGGUGUUCGGAGGUCCAGACACGAAGCUGAUGCAGAACUCUGGCAAGAACAGAUUCAAGCGCACCAGCAUUGACCACCUCAUGAAUGUUCUCGUGCUGACUAUCUUCGGUGGGCUGGCGUUCAUGUGUACCAUCCUGGCGAUCGGUAAGGGGAUUUGGGAGAGUCGAGAGGGCUCUGCGUUCGCAGCCUUCCUGCCCCCCCAAGACGAAAACGGGCCCGCCUUCGCAGCCUUCCUCACGUUCUGGUCUUACGUCAUCAUCCUCAACACUGUCGUACCCAUAUCACUCUACGUCAGUGUGGAGAUCAUUCGUCUGGGUAACAGCUACUUCAUCGACUGGGACCGUAAGAUGUACCACGCGGCGAGCAACACCCCUGCCCAGGCACGCACCACCACCCUGAACGAGGAGCUGGGCCAGAUCAAGUACAUCUUCUCAGACAAGACUGGCACCCUCACGCAGAACAUCAUGAGCUUCAACAAGUGCUCCAUCAACGGCAAGAGCUUUGGUAAUGUCGUGGACCAUAAAGGAUAUAGGCUUGAGAUCACUGAAAAGACCCCCAAAGUGGACUUCAAAUGGAACGACUUGGCGGACCCCAAGUUCUCGUUCCACGACCACAGUCUGGUGGAGGCCGUGCGUCAGGGUUCCGAGGAGGCGCAGGCGUUCUUCAGGCUGCUCGCUCUCUGCCACACCGUCAUGCCCGAGGAACUCAGUGAUGGUGGUCUAAACUACCAGGCCCAGUCCCCUGAUGAGGGAGCGCUGGUGACAGCGGCGCGCUGCUUUGGCUUCGUGUUCCGUGCGCGUACCCCAGAGAGCAUCACUGUGAUUGAGAUGGGACAAGAGAGGACCUACGAUCUGCUCGCCGUCUUGGACUUCAAUAACGUACGCAAGAGGAUGUCUGUCAUCGUGCGUAGUCCCGAGGGCAAGCUGGCCCUGUACUGUAAAGGAGCUGACACCAUCAUCUACGAGAGACUCCACUCCUCCUGCUCCAAACUCAUGGAGGUCACUACGGGACACCUCAACGAGUACGCAGGGGAGGGUCUGCGUACUCUAGCGCUGGCCUAUAAGGAUCUGGAUGAGGGCUACUUCGAGAGCUGGAUAGAGCGCCACCAUGAGGCCAGCACGGCACUCGACGGCCGAGAGGAGAAACUAGACGCCGUCUACGAGGAGAUUGAAAAAGACCUAAUGCUGCUAGGUUCCUCUGCUGUGGAGGAUAAGCUUCAGGAUGGAGUGCCUCAGACUAUAGAGCAGCUGGCUAAAGCCGACAUCAAGAUCUGGGUGCUGACCGGAGACAAGCAGGAGACGGCAGAGAAUAUCGGCUAUUCGUGCAACAUGCUGCGGGACGAGAUGAAGGAGGUGUUCAUCAUCGCAGGAAACUCCCACGAAGAGGUGGAGAGAGAACUGAAGUCGGCGCGGACAGCGAUGGACCGCACCUCAUCCGACGAGCCACCCAUGAGGAAGAGCGGCAUUCUGGGUAAGAAGACGGACGUGGUGGAGGAUGAGACAGUGGAGGGGGAGUACGGCAUGGUCAUCAACGGACACAGUCUGGCCUAUGCGCUUCAGGAUGGUCUGCAGUUGGAGUUCCUGCGUGCGGCGUGCAUGUGCCAGGCGGUGAUCUGUUGCCGAGUAACGCCGCUCCAGAAGGCCCAGGUGGUGGAACUCGUCAAGAAACACAAGAAGGCCGUUACCCUGGCGAUAGGGGAUGGGGCUAACGACGUCAGCAUGAUCAAGGCGGCCCAUAUUGGCGUGGGCAUCAGUGGUCAGGAGGGCAUGCAGGCGGUCCUCUCCUCCGACUAUUCCUUCGCCCAGUUCCGCUACCUGCAGCGCCUCCUGCUGGUGCAUGGCCGCUGGUCCUACCUGCGCAUGUGCAAGUUCCUGCGCUACUUCUUCUACAAGAACUUUACCUUCACCUUUGUGCACUUCUGGUACGGCUUCUUCUGCGGCUUCUCCGCUCAGACGGUGUAUGACGAGUGGUUCAUCACCCUCUAUAACCUGGUGUACACCGCGCUGCCCGUCCUUGGAAUGGCCCUAUUCGAUCAGGAUGUAGAUCACCGUUGGAGUUUCCAGUGCCCUCAGCUGUACACCCCAGGCCAGUUAAACCUCUACUUCAGUAAGCGUGCCUUCCUGCGCUGUGUUCUGCAUAGUGGCUACAGUUCCCUGAUCCUGUUCUUCAUCCCUUACGCGGCCAUGGCCGACACCGUGCGCGACGACGGCAAAGACAUCGCCGACUACCAGUCGUUUGCCCUGCUGGCACAGACGUGCUUACUGGUGGCCGUGAACAUGCAGCUGGGUCUGGAUACGCACUACUGGACAGCUGUGAAUCAGUUCUUCCUGUGGGGCAGCAUGUCUGUCUACUUCGCCGUGACCUUCACCAUGUACAGCAACGGCAUGUACCUGAUCUUCACCUCCUCAUUCCCCUUCAUAGGUGUGGCCAGGAACUCCCUGAACCAGCCUAACGUGUGGUUGACGAUCCUGCUGACGUCCAUCUUGUGUGUGCUGCCAGUGUUGGCCUACCGCUUCUUAUACAUGCAGCUACGACCCACCAUCAACGACAAGGUGAGGCACAAAGUGAGGCAGGAGAAGGUCCCGCCCGAAUUCAAGAAGGCCCCCCGCCUCUUCCGUCCACGAAUGAGCACGCGGCGCUCGGGCUACGCCUUCUCCCACUCGCGCGGCUACGGCGACCUCGUGACCUCCGGCAAGUUCCUGGGCAUCCGACCACUCAGGAGCCGGCCUCCGCUCUUCUCGAGAUCCACUUCCUCCUCCGCCGCCUCGCCCGUCGCCGAGGACUCGCCGCAGAUAUUCAGGACCAUCGAAGAGGAUCCUAUUGCAUAAACACACACACACUCACACACACACACACACACACACACACACACACACACACACACACACACACACACACACACACACACACACACACACACACACACACACACACACACACAUGCACACACACACACCAAUCUUCUACACUAUCUCAGAGUAUCUUAGUGCCUUAACCUGAAACACACAAACACACACACACACACACACACACACACACACACACACACACACACACACACACACACACACACACACACACACACACA